Messenger RNA from Glossina fuscipes, 841 nucleotides. RefSeq names its product protein commissureless 2-like. The record is from RefSeq and is a predicted model, not a curated record. The transcript has a single exon. The coding region runs from base 223 to 702 and encodes 159 amino acids. NCBI's taxonomy places the organism in Eukaryota, Metazoa, Arthropoda, Insecta, Diptera, Glossinidae. Gene Ontology annotation, biological process: axon guidance.
UUUUAUUGAAAGACUUCUAAGCAUUAAAUCGUAUGUGCGUGUUCUGUCGCUUAACUUGAAAAUACAUAAGUGAAAUAUUUCUUACUUACUUUUAACUGCUUGGCGUGUUCAGCAUAACGUUAAUAGAGUAUACACAUAUAUAUGCAUUGAAAGAAUAAAAAAAAAAAUAAAAAAUAAAAUAAUAAUAAUAAAGACAAAAAGACAACUAAUUAAAACGGCGUUAUGGAUACUUUAACACGUUCAUUGCAAUUCCAGUUACCACAAGAUGUACACAUCGAUAAUUAUGCGCAGAACACAUUGGAAAAUUCAUCGAAUUCUAUUUCGCAUAAUCAGCUUUCAAGCACGACAAUUCCUAAUCAGUCGGCUGCUAGUGAUUUCCUUCAUAAAUUAGGUGCCACACUUCUCAAUUCCAUACAAAUGCAGAAUUAUCAGAAACCUGUUAAUAGUUUAUCAUCAAAUUCAAAUCAAAUGAACGCGAACGUGAUACCAAAUCAUAUUGUGAUCGAUACAUCACCCGGUUAUAGUGCCAUGGAAGAGAUACAAAAGCAAUUGGAAUAUGAUAAAUUUAUGAAUGAGGUGUGGAUUGGUGUAGUGUUGACUUUGAUUUUUAUUUCUAUGAUAUUUUGCUUCUGCUCGUGCUUUUUAUAUCAUCAGUUUAGAAUAUGGAAAAGGAAUUGUAAGUAUUACCUGCUAAUAGGAUAAAUUUCUCUUUGUCAUAUAAAUCGCAUAACAUAGAUAACGAGAAAAAAAAAAAAAAAACAAAUUAAAUUUAACAAACAAAAUCACUGCAAUGGGUCACCGACACUUUGCAGAAUAAAAACUUUAUAUGGGCAGUGGUCGA